UGGGCCGUGGGAUGUCAGCCACGGGCACCUUCUGUGGCCCCACGCGAGGGCUCCGAGCGGUUCACGGAGCUGCCGCAGCGGGCCGGGCUGCGCUGAUUACAGUGUGAACGGACUGUCUCGGGAGGUGGUGGAGUCACCGUCCCUGGAGGUCUUUAAGUAAAGACUGGAUUUUGUAGAGGUGGUGAUCGGUCACAGGUUGGGCUCGAUGAUCUCAGAUAUUUUCCGACCUAAUUGAUUCUGUCGCUGUGCUGCCUGCAGGCUCUCUUCUCCGGAAGAGCCAGUGUUGCAGGGUGUUUGGAUGGAAUGGUGUUGGGUUGUGGUGAAGCAGCCCUGGCAAUUCUAUGCUUUUCUAGGACUGUGUUUGUAAGUGUCUGUGUUGAAAGGAAAUGGUUCUUCUGAGGAAAUAAACUUCGUGUGGGGAGAGGGUGGGCAUCUGCUUUCCUAGCUUAUGAGCUUGGAGAGGACUACGGGUGUGAUUGUCACUUCUCACUCAGCGGCGCUGCUCAGGCCUGCUCUCUUCCAGCAGCCAGCGGAGCAGAGAGAGCUUCCAAAGGUAACCUGCCAGCUCCAAAUCCUUACCUUGCUCCUAAAAUAAGCCUUUCCAGUGUGACGUGAUGGCUUGGUUGCAAAAUGCGUUAGUCGCUCUCCUGGGGAGCCCUGCAGUUUGUGUUCGUUAUCCCAGAGCAGAGCCCAGCCUGGUGCCCCCGCUCUGCAGAUCCGUGUUCAGUGGCACCCCUUGGAGCUGGCUGGGAUCUCAGCUGGCACAUCCUGAUAGAGCAGCUUGUGUGUGGAUCCACUCGCUCCUGCGAUGCUGCGGCUGUUCAAAGCCUGUCUCCCAGAGAGAUCUGAGCUCUGCAAAAGCUCUGCCCUGCCUCUUCCAGUGGUUUGACACUGCACCAAGCCGGACAUGCCCACAGUGCAGAAACCAGGUCAGCAGAAAGCACAUCAUCAAUAAGCUGUUUUUUGAUGUUACCCUGGAGGAGCAAGCAGCACCAGAUGCUGAGAGCUUGCAGAAUGAACUGGACAAGGUGAAGGCCCAGCUCUCCUUGAAAGAGAAAGAAAAGCGGGAAUGCCAGACUGUUGUGGACAGACUGAGGGACACUCUGGAUGUGCGCAAUGCCACGAUAGAGUCGCUCCAGAAGAUGCUGGGAGAGACAGAGAUGCUGUGCUCUUCUCUCAAGAAGCAGAUGAAAUUCCUUGAGCAGCAGCAGGAGGAUAACAGAAGUUCAAAGGAGGAGGCACGCCGGCUGCGAAACAAGCUGAGAUCAAUGGAGCGGAUUGAGCUGUUGCUUCAGAGCCAGCGCUCGGAAGUGGAGGAGAUGAUCAAAGAGAUGGGAGUUGGGCAGGCAGCAGUGGAGCAGCUUGCAAUCUACUGUGUCUCUCUCAAAAAGGAAUAUGAGAACUUGAAGGAGGCUCGGAAGAUAUCUGGUGAGAUGACAGAAAAACUGAAGAAGGAGCUGUUUUCUGUGAAUAAUAAGCUGCAGAAAACUACUUCAGAGUUGGAGAAGACAAAGGAGGAGUUAAAAAGCACACAGAAAGAUCUGAAGAAUGCAGACAAGGAGAUCUUGAGUUUGAAGAAGAAGAUAGACAUCCUGCAGGAUACUCUGAAGGUCCCAUCUGUAGCCAGAGAAACGCUCAGUCGACUAGUCUUUGAAAGCCCUGCUCCUGUGGAACUGCAUCCAAAGCUCCACCGCCCGGAACACAGCGAUGAGAUCAAUCUAGAUGCCACUUACAAUGUGGACACCCCUGAACACCAGCCCUGCGCAGCUCCCUUUGGCCCUGCAAAAAGGAAAAAGCUGGAUAAAAAGCCGCCUCCUGUGGUAAAUCUGGCGAAGAAAAUUCUGAAGGAAACUGUGGAGAACAGGGCAGAUGAUCUGGAGGAUGAUGCUCUUGAAGGGCUCUUGCCAGCAUUCAUCAGGAACUCUGUUUUCUCCAAGAAGUCACCUUCAGGUGGUUUGCUGUGUUCUCACAAGAACAUGGGCUCUGUGAGGAUGGGCUACGAUGGCAUGGGAGGCAGGACAAAGUUCAUAGAGCCGACAAACAUGGCAGAAAUCCGUCCAUUAUCAGUUAGGAGCAAGAAGAAGGUCUCCAGACCAGCAUCUGCAGCUACUCCUGCAUCUUCUUCCAGCAGCAGCCAGGCCAGAAUGGACACUUUUCUGCUGUGAGAGCCCCUGACUUCCUGGGAGAGGCUUGGAGGAGGCUGCAGGGCAGAGCAUGCUUGCUCAGAGCCUGUCAUGAGGCAAUGUGAGCUACCACUGCCUGGAGUACUGUUUACAAAGCACUGAUGCUGGCUUGUGGGUGAGAUGAUCUGCCCUGUGGAGAAUCCUGCCCUUGAAGGAAGCUUUUGGAGGCCAAGCCUCUGGAUAAUGCCUGGACUGAGUUGCCCUCCUCAUUUUACCGUUCCUUUCUCCUUUUUUUUAAUGCAGAAUUAAAAGGGUUUUCUUGCCUUCUGGCCUCCUAAGAACUCUGCAGUUGCUGCUGCUUUGGGCUCUCUGGCACCAGGUGGAACUGCACUUCUUGGAUACAGCCACAAGCAGGAGGUGCAGGAAGGGUGUCUGGGAUGUCAGUCUGGAGAGCAGCAGGGAGAAGGGACCUGGACCAGCUCCAUGCCUGGUGUAAAUAGUUCCAACAAAGUUUAGUGGAGGAAGGAGUGUGUAGAGCAACCUGUGUGGCUGUCGAGUGUCUGUGUAUUCAUUAUGAAAUUAAACACCUUCCCUCAACCACAGGCCUGUUGGGACUGGGGAGAUCCACAGGUGGCCCUGUUUUGGGCCAUGAAGUCCAGAGUGGUCUUGCAGGCUUGGCACUGAACCUGCUGACUUGGAAGGGAAGUACUGGGAUGACCUCUGUGCUUGGCAUGUGUUGGUGUGAAGCUUGUUUAUUAAUUUCUAUUUUGUAAUAAGAAUGUAGAAUAUUUUUAUUAUUUUUGUAACUAUUCUGCCUUGUGAUCAGAGGGUUUGGAUUGGUCUGGAGAAGUGCUGAAGAAUGGCUCCCUUCAGGGGAGGGGGAGACUGGUGGGGCUGAACCUGUCUGGGUUCUUCAGCUUGGUGCUGUGGAACAGGAGAUCCUGUUCCAGUAGGGCUGUCCGAGCUGCAAGGAACAGAUGUGGUGAGGCACCUAAUAAAGCACUCUACUGUACAAAUCUAACCUUCCCUAUUUCCAGCUGCUUGAGGCUGAAAUCUGUACUACUUGAACUGGCUAAAAACAUGUUUUUAGAGAAUAAAAUGUAUUACUGUG
Catharus ustulatus (Swainson's thrush) is the source of this 3234-nucleotide messenger RNA. It is a transcript of the gene TRAIP, whose product is annotated as TRAF interacting protein. The record is from RefSeq and is a predicted model, not a curated record. The transcript is spliced from 15 exons. Bases 615 to 2165 code for a protein of 516 amino acids. Gene Ontology annotation, molecular function: zinc ion binding. Lineage: Eukaryota; Metazoa; Chordata; Aves; Passeriformes; Turdidae.